Glossina fuscipes is the source of this 1929-nucleotide messenger RNA. RefSeq names its product microtubule-associated protein futsch-like. The transcript has a single exon. NCBI's taxonomy places the organism in Eukaryota, Metazoa, Arthropoda, Insecta, Diptera, Glossinidae. The annotation marks the transcript as partial. The record is from RefSeq and is a predicted model, not a curated record.
GCUUCCGAAGCAGAAAGUUUAAAGGAGGAUGAAAAAGUGAGCGACCUAACUCGACCAGAAUCGACAAUAUCUACAGUCGAAAGCAAGGGGUCUGAGAAAUCCCCAGUGGAUUCUACAAAAUCCUCACGCGCUGGUUCUGUAACAGAGAGUAUUAAAGAAGAUGACAAAAUUAGUGAUCAAACCAGACCAGCAUCGGUAACAUCAACGGUGGGAAGCAAGGAGCCUGAGAAAUCACCUUCAGAGUCCAAAGAAUUAUUACCUGCUGCUUCUGGAGCAGAAGGCAUUAAAGAAGACGACGAAAUAAGCGAUCUAACUCGACCACAAUCAGCAACAUCUAUUGCAGAGAGCAAAGAAUCACAGAAGUCACCUACAGACACUAAGCAACCAUCACCUGCUGCAUCGUUAGCGGAAAGUAUUAAAGAGGAUAAAAAAAUAAGUGAACAACUUAUAGCAGAAUCAGUAAUGCCCAUUGGUAAAAGCAUAGCAUCCCAAAAAUCGCCUGCAGACUCCAAACAGAUAUCACCUACUGCUUCCGUAGCAGAAAGUAUUAUAGAUGAUAAAAUAAGCGAUCAAACUAGACCAGAAUCAGUAACUUCUACGGCAGAAAGCAAGGAGUCUGAGAAAUCGCCGGUUGAUUCCAAAAAACCGUCACGGUCUGCUUCUGUAUCAGAGGGUGAUAAAGGAGAUGAUAAAGUAACUGAGAAAGCUCGACCAGAAUCAGUAAUUUCCACCGUAGAAAGCAGAGAUCUUGAGAAAUCACCUGUUGCUUCUAAAACAUCAUCACGCGCUGCUUCUAUUGCAGAGAGCAUUAAAGAAGACGACGAAAUUAUUGAUCAAAGCCGACCAGAAUCGGUAACAUCAACGGUGGAAAGCAAAGGACCUGAGAAGCCACCUGCCGACUCCAAACAACUAUCACCUACUACUUCUGAAGCGGAGAGUAUUACAGAAGAUGAAAAAGUGAGCGAUCUGACUCGAGCUGAGUCGGUAAUAUCUGCCCCAGAAAGCAAGGAAUCUGAAAAAUUAUCUAUUGAUUCUAAAAAGUCGUCCCGUGCCCCUUCUCUAACAGAAGGUGCUAAAGAAGAUGAAAAAAUAAGCGAUAAACCUGUAUCAAAAUCAGUAAUUCCAAGUGCUGAACCCAAAGAAUCACAAAAAUCACCUGUCGAAUCUAAAAAAUUAUCACCUGCUGCUUCCGAAGCAGAAAGUUUAAAGGAGGAUGAAAAUGUGAGCGAUCUCACUCGGCCAGAAUCGGUAAUAUCUACUGUAGAAAGCAAGGAAUCUGAAAAAUCACCUAUUGAUUCUAAAAAAUCAUCACGCGCGCCUUCCGUAGCAGAGAGUACUAAGGAAGAUGACAAAGUAACUGAUAAAACUAGACCAGAAUCAGUAAAAUCUACCGCAGACAGCAAGGAAUCUGAAAAAUCACCUGUUGAUUCUAAAAAGUCGUCACGUGCCCCUUCUCUAGCAGAGAGUAUUAAAGAAGAUGAAAAAAUAAGUGAUAAAGCUGCAUCAGAAUCAGUAAUUCCCAGUGUUGAAAGCAGAGAAUCACAGAAAUCACCUGGCGAAACUAAACAACUAUCACCUGCUGCUUCCGUAGAAGAAGAUUUAAAAGAGGAUGGAAAAGAGGGCGACCCGACUCAACCAGAAUCAAUAAUAUCUACUGCAGAAAGCCAUGAGUCUGAGAAAUCACCAGUUGAUUCUAAAAAAUCAUCACGCGCUGCUUCCUUAGCAGAGAGUACUAAAGAAGAUGACAAAGCAACUGAGGCAACUCAACCAGAAUCAGUAAUAUCUACCACAGAAAGCAAGGAAUCUGAAAAAUCACCUGUUGAUUCUAAAAAGCCGUCACGUGCCCCUUCUCUAGCAGAGAGUGUUAAAGAAGAUGAAAAAAUAAGUGAUAAAGCUGUAUCCGAAUCAGUAAUUGCAAGUGCUGAAAGC